This is a messenger RNA of Knipowitschia caucasica, 2022 nucleotides long. The record is from the annotation of a GenBank genome assembly. Lineage: Eukaryota; Metazoa; Chordata; Actinopteri; Gobiiformes; Gobiidae.
AUGGCGUUGUCCCGGGACGAACUGCUCAAACCUAUUUGGCACGCGUUCACCGCGCUGGACGUGGACCGGAGCGGGAAGGUGUCAAAGUCCCAGCUCAAGGUCUUGUCCCAUAACUUGUGCACUGUGCUGAACGUUCCUCACGAUCCUAUGGCUUUAGAAGAACAUUUCAAAGACGACGAUGAGGGUCCAGUCUCCAACCAGGGAUACAUGCCAUAUCUGUCCACCUACAUCCUGGACAAGGUGAGAGGAGAGUAUGACAAAGUGGACUUUUACCACAUCUGCUGGACGCUCUGCAGCAAGAAGAAGCUGGAACACUGUAAACUGCAGAUCUGUGAGGAGGACGCCUUUAGGCUCUGGUGCAUCUUCAACUUCCUGAGCGAAGAUCGGUAUCCACUGGUGCUGGUCAACCAGGAGAUGGAGUACUUGCUGCGUAAGCUCUGUGAGGCAAUGGGCGGGUCGUGGGUGGAGCAGGGUCUGGACCAGACAUGGACCAGGUCUGGGUCGGACCUUUCGGUCUGGGACCUGCUGGAACUCAUGGGGGCCGGACUCUUCAAGAACAUCCACCGACACACGCUGUCAAUGGGCAUCAACGAGGUGUUCCAGGAGCUGAUCCUAGACGUGCUGAAACAGGGGUUCCUCCUGAAGAAAGGACACAAGAGGAAGAACUGGACAGAGCGCUGGUUCGUGCUCAGACCUCACUGUGUUUCAUACUUCACUGGAGAAAAUCAGGAGACGAAGAAGGGAGACAUCCUGCUGGACGGGAGCUGCUUUGUAGAGUCGCUCCCGGACAAAGAAGGGAAGAAGUGUCUAUUUCUGGUGAAAUCGUCUCAAAAAAGUUUUGAGAUCAGCGCAUCAGACAAAAAGAAGAAACAGGAGUGGAUCCAAGCCUUACAGAUGGUGGUGUCGUUGCUACGGCAGCAUAGAGCCGCUCCUCACAGAGAAGCUCGUGAGAAGAGGAGGGAGCAGAGGAGGAGGCUGCAGGAGGAGCAGAGGGAGCUGGAGCAGAAGAUGAGCGAGCUGCAAACAUCCAACGAGGAGAAACAGAGGGAGCUGGAGGAGGUCCGGAAGGCUCUGCUGGCGGCGGCAGAGAACGCAGCAGAAGAAGAACGCAGACGACUUCAGACUCAGACAGAACUCCAGGAGAGAUUCAAGAGCGAACUGGACCAGGAGAAACUGGUGCGAGCGCAGGCUGAGCAGCAGAUGUUGCAGAAGUCCUCUGAGCUGGAGGUGUAUCUGCAGAGGGUGAAGGAGCUGGAGCUCAUGUACCAGCAGCUUGAGGGCGCUCUGGAGGAGGAGCGCAGAGCCAGAGGAGAAGAGGAGGCCGUGAGGACCCUGCAGAGCAGGCUGCUGGAGGAGGAGUCUCUGAAGCGUGCUGAGUUGGAGCAGAUCCACCUGAACCAGAAGAGGGCGCUGUCUGAGACCGAGGCCGAGAACCAGGAGCUGCAGAAGGAGCGUGCGGCCAAGGAGGCAGAGCUACAGGAGGCCAUGACGCAACUCGACCAAUUAGAGACCGAGAGGAGGGGCGCGCUGCAGCAGUAUGAGACGGUGAUGAAGAAACUGGAAAACGCCACAAAUAAAACCAAGAGCUGGAAACACAAAGUGGAGGAACAUGAGGGACUACUGCGCCUCAUACAGCCAGGCCAGAAGGGGGCGCUGAUGGUGACCAACUGGGGUCCUGCUGCUGAUCUUCAGCAGCAACAUUCUGAGAGGAUGAAGCUGUUUCUGUUGCUGAUUUUCUCACUGCUGUCGACGGCUCUGCUGCGGCCGGCUCCUCCCCCUCUAGCUGAAGAUCGGCUUCAGAGUCGAGUGAAUAGAGAAAAGCCAGCAACUGUCAAACAGGGGGCGCUCUCUGGUUGUCACUUGUCCACAUGUGUCCAGCACCAGCUCAUCCACGCCCUUUUCCUGCUACAGCAGGAACAGUACAAGAACACCAGCUCCCCCGACAAGAUCAAAAAGUACGGAAGGAGGAGGAGGGGGGUAGAACGGCCAAGACCAGUCCAGGCCAAGGCUUCUGGAGGGUAG